AGAGAAGCUUUUAUUUUAGUGACAUGGUCAUAUGUUUCUGUUUCAUAAAGCUAGAAAAUUAUAAUGAGAGAGAGAGAGAGAGAGAAGAAUUGCUUUAAACAGAGAGAGGGCUAGCUAGCUAGCCAGCAAGAGUAAAUGUACUUCAGAGCUGAGAUGAGAAGUAUCAUUUAAAUUUGAUGAUAUUCCUCUAGUACUGGAAGUGAUAUUGAUCUUCGUGGGUAAACGGGUAAUGGCUUUUACAGUGGAGAGAUGUGAUGUAGAGAUGGUGUUCUCUGUAGAUUCACAGAAGGCAGUUCCUGCACCAUUCUUAACCAAGACUUAUCACCUUGUUGAUGACCCUAUCACUGACCACAUAGUCUCUUGGGGAGAUGAUAAUACCUCCUUCGUUGUGUGGAAACCUCCUGAAUUUGCAAGAGAUCUCCUCCCCAAUUACUUCAAGCACAACAACUUCUCAAGCUUUGUUAGGCAGCUCAACACUUAUGGAUUUAAGAAAGUAGUUGCAGAUAGAUGGGAGUUUGCAAAUGAGUACUUCAGAAAAGGAGCAAAGCACUUAUUAUCUGAGAUCCACAGGAGAAAAACACCACAGCACCAGCACCAACACCAACCAGUACUAGCUCAUCAAAAUCUCCAACAAGAAGAAAGUUUUGGCCGGAAUAUUAUUGAUCAUCCAAUAUUUCCAUUAUCUCCAAAACCCACCACAGAUCUCCUAAGAGCACUUUCUGAAGAUAAUCAGAGGCUGAGAAGGAAAAACUACAUGCUUUUAUCAGAACUUUCCCACACGAAGAGCCUCUACAAUGACAUUAUCUACUUCAUCCAAAGCCAUGCAAAGCCUGUACCAGUAGUGCCCUAUGAGCAAAGGGGUUAUAGUUCAACAACUCCUAAGAUUGUACAAUUGGGUUCUUGUCAAGAUCAGCAAAUAAGCUCUAAAAAUCUUGGUUUGGGUAAGUCUUCACUGACUUUAACUGAGGAAUCAAAUUAUAGACCAGUGAAGCUUUUUGGAGUCCCUCUCAGUGGCAAGAAGAGGCUGCACCCAGAAGUGAUGAUAGAUCAACAAUAAUUAUACUAGUGCAUGUGUAGGGUCUUCCUUGAUUAUUGAGCUUCUAUAACAAUAGAUUGUAGGCUCCAAGUUGUUUUGGGUAAGAUUUUAUCACAGGAGAUAAGCUUUGUAGAUAAGAGGCUCAAGUUCAUCAAUUGGAGUCAAUUACGCUCAUGACCAUAAAAAAUCUUGGUUAUGUCUCCAUUGAUAA
This is a messenger RNA of Hevea brasiliensis (rubber tree), 1247 nucleotides long. RefSeq names its product heat stress transcription factor B-4b. NCBI's taxonomy places the organism in Eukaryota, Viridiplantae, Streptophyta, Magnoliopsida, Malpighiales, Euphorbiaceae. Gene Ontology annotation, cellular component: nucleus. The transcript has 2 exons. Bases 230 to 1057 code for a protein of 275 amino acids. Gene Ontology annotation, biological process: regulation of transcription by RNA polymerase II. The record is from RefSeq and is a predicted model, not a curated record. Gene Ontology annotation, molecular function: DNA-binding transcription factor activity; RNA polymerase II cis-regulatory region sequence-specific DNA binding.